GAUAUUUUAUAACAGUUUUUGAGAGACCAAGUGUCAGGCACGCCAUUCACCUGACUCUUGCUUUCCUGCUGCUGACAUACAUACAUACAUACAUACAUACAUACAUACAUAUUUAAUUGCUAAAUUUUGCAGCUUGCUUGGACUUUUGGGCCAGAGUAAGGCAAGUGCAGAAAACAAGAGGAAGACGUGAAAAUGCGGACCCUCAUCAUUCUUGCACUCCUGGCUGUUCUCAUGGUGACAGGUUUCUGCUAUGAGUCUCAUGAGAGCAUUGAAUCACAUGAAUUUACAAGUCCUUUCAUUAACAGAAGGCAUGCCAACAUUUUUAUGAGACCCCCAGCAGAGAACAGGAGGAACCCAUAUUGGCAGGAAAGGAUCAGAGAGCGCAGAAAGACUCCCCAGGAACGCCAACGGGAGAUAUGCGAAGAUUAUUAUCCAUGUGAAAAUUAUGCUGCGCGCCAUGGCUACGUUGCUGCCUACAAACGGUUCUUUGGGCAGAGGAGGGGCGAGUGAAAGCAUUACCAUUCCCAGUGCCUGGAGCCUGGAUUUUGUAGCUACAAAGAGUGACAUCUUUGAAAUGUAUUGUUGCUUCUUAACUGCAUAUUAUUCCACCUGUUGCUUCAUUCUUUUGUAGCCAGUGAUUUCUAGUAUCUGUUAAUUAGCACAAUGCUGAUGUAACCAUGGUUGGGCAGAGAAGGGAUGUAGGUGUUUCUUAUGAAAUAAACAAUACGGUUUGUUCAUAACUGAAGAGUUUUCUUUCUGCUAUUUGCAUGUCAAAGAUGAAGGUGCAUAUUUGUACACACUUACUUAGAAUUUAAGAUAUCUAAUAAAAUACUUUGUGUUGGAUGUAGA
Molecule: messenger RNA, 849 nt
Organism: Python bivittatus (Burmese python)
Lineage: Eukaryota; Metazoa; Chordata; Lepidosauria; Squamata; Pythonidae
Source: RefSeq, a predicted model, not a curated record